UUUUUUGUAUACAUUAUAUACAAUACAAAAAAGUAAAGUAUGGAUAUUGAUCCAAUUCAUCUCAUUAAUAUUUGUAAUCCAAUCCUUCAGUCGAUUUCGCUUCAUUUAGUUCAGUUUUAAUUUCGGUUUAUGAAAUUUCAAUAAAAUUCAAAUUAAUAAGGAGUCCUUAUGUCACGUUACCGAGGGCCUCGUUUCAAAAAAAUACGCCGUCUGGGGGCUUUACCGGGACUAACUAGUAAAAGGCCUAGAGCCGGAAGCGAUCUUAGAAACCAAUCGCGCCCCGGUAAAAAAUCUCAAUACCGUAUUCGUUUAGAAGAAAAACAAAAAUUGCGUUUUCAUUAUGGCCUUACAGAACGACAAUUACUUAAAUACGUUCGUAUUGCCAGAAAAGCCAAAGGGUCAACAGGUCAGGUUUUACUACAAUUACUUGAAAUGCGGUUGGAUAACAUCCUUUUUCGAUUGGGUAUGGCUUCGACUAUUCCUCAAGCCCGUCAAUUAGUUAACCAUAGACAUAUUUUAGUUAAUGGGCGUACAGUAGAUAUACCAAGUUAUCGCUGCAAACCCCGAGAUAUUAUUUCAGCGAGGGAUGAACAAAAAUCUAGAACUCUGAUUCAAAAUUAUCUUGAUUCAUCCACCAAUGAGGAAUUACCAAAACAUUUGACCUUUCACACAUUACAAUAUAAAGGAUUAGUCAAUCAAAUAAUAGAUAGGAAAUGGGUUGGUUUGAAAAUAAAUGAAUUGCUUGUCGUAGAAUAUUAUUCUCGUCAGACUUAAACCUAACUAAAAUAACAAAACAAGGGUUCUGCCCCCUUUUCACCUGAGUUAAGGUUAAGUAAAGGAAGACAGGGGAAUGGGUUUGAUUCGGAGAUUUUUCUCCUAUUCAUGUAUGAUAGAUACGUAAGGAGAUUUUCAUCCCCUGUAUGCUAUUUUACGUAUUCCAUAUUAAAAAGGAAUUGGGAAUAGAGAAUCUAUACUAAAGAAGGGUCUAAUUCUUUAGUAUAUGUUCUUAUUUGAUUUGAUACAUUGUAGUCAGUUACAUCGGCGAAUUAGGUGAAGGUGCGGAAAGAGAGGGAUUCGAACCCUCGGUAAACAAGAGUCUACAUAGCAGUUCCAAUGCUACGCCUUGAACCACUCGGCCAUCUCUCCUACAUAAUUAUUAUGGCCGAUACCCCGAGCGAAUAGCGAGUUAUUCAUAUUAGAUUGUUCGAUAGGUACGAACAAUAUCAAUUCUAACUAGGAAACUUGCUAUAAAAAUAGAAAACUUUUCAUCACUUUUUUUAUCACUUUUUCUUUAGCCUCCGGCUCGAAAAUGAAAAAAAUGGAAUGGGUCUACUUUUAUGUUAUUUCGUACUGUACACUUCCUUUGUUUGUGAGAUCAUUUUAUUUUCUCACGAGGGGUAAUGAAAAGAGUUAUAGAAUGGAUUGCUACCUAUGCCUAGAUCGCAGAUAAAUGGAAAUUUUAUUGAUAAGACCUUUUCAAUUGUAGCCAAUAUCUUAUUACGAAUAAUUCCGACAACUUCAGGAGAAAAAGAGGCAUUUACUUAUUACAGAGAUGGUGCGAUUUGAUUAUUAUUAUAUAUAUAUUUUCCUUUAUUUAUUAUUUACUUUUUUAUUUACUUUACCACUCUCAGUCUUAGGAAAAGACACAUUAUUCAGAAUAGAAAAAAGGCUAUUGAAAACAAAAAAGAAAUCUACGCUUGUUGAAGGUGAAGUUUAUAAAUAAAGCAAUUCCUUCUGUCGUGUAUCCCCGAUUAAUGCAACCUCAGAUGCUUCAAUUGUUGAUUCGAGUAUUGAGCGAAAGGUUACACCUAUGGGUCUGUAUUGUGGGUCAACCCUACUACACGAGUACCAAUAGGCGGCAUAGAGGAAGAAGCACUACGCCUAGGAAUCAACAACACGAAAACUUUGUUAUUAAUGAUUCCCUUUCUUUAUCGGGAUCGGAACUAAGAGAAAUGGUUGGGACAACAAACAUCCAUCUUGUUCGUACUUUGGAUACCCAUAUAACCAUCGAAGAUUGUUGAAGUGACUAAUUCCUGGAAAUUAAGGAGCGUUGAGAACAAAGAAAUUGUUGGAGUUUACUUUUUUAUCUAGUACGAACACGCUUGAUGGUAAGAAAAGAUCUUUUGCAAGAGGGUUGGCUAGAGAUUUCUUGUAAAAACAUUAGCCCCGCUCAGUUCAUAA
This is a messenger RNA of Gossypium raimondii (Peruvian cotton), 2181 nucleotides long. Its product is annotated as 30S ribosomal protein S4, chloroplastic. The coding region runs from base 169 to 774 and encodes 201 amino acids. The record is from RefSeq and is a predicted model, not a curated record. Gene Ontology annotation, molecular function: structural constituent of ribosome; rRNA binding. The transcript has a single exon. Gene Ontology annotation, cellular component: small ribosomal subunit. Lineage: Eukaryota; Viridiplantae; Streptophyta; Magnoliopsida; Malvales; Malvaceae. Gene Ontology annotation, biological process: translation; positive regulation of translational fidelity.